AAAGUAUUUUCGAAGCUUUUCAGGGACUUGCUUAUGCCGCAAACUUUGGCGCUAUUGGAACCCUAUGUGUACGAUGGGCUCCAUUGACUGAACUGUGUAACACGCAUGGUGGAUGGCCUCUAGCCUACUACAGUCACGCAGCAUUCUGCUUUGUAGUCUUUAUACUUUGGAUAGCAUUAUACCAAGAUGAUCCACAAUAUCAUCAAUGUGUCAGCGAAAAGGAAUUGGCAACAAUUCAAAAGGAUAAAACCAGGGCGCAUAUCGAACGUGACAGCUUUGUUCCUUACAAGCAACUUCUCUCAAACAAAGUAAUAUGGAUUGUAUGGUUUAACGCAUUCGUUGAAAUGGUGGCCGUGACUUUGGUGCUAACGUACGCCCCUAUGUACUUCCAUAAAAUUCUUGGAUACGAUAUUGGAAUAACAGGUAUGAGAUGA
Molecule: messenger RNA, 434 nt
Organism: Strongylus vulgaris
Lineage: Eukaryota; Metazoa; Nematoda; Chromadorea; Rhabditida; Strongylidae
Source: the annotation of a GenBank genome assembly